AUGGUCACCUAUACUACUUUUCCUGUGGAAACAAAUACCCUCCUUUGGGAUGCCAUGAUACGACGAGACCCUUCCCUAUCGCUGCUGCCCUAUGUAUCUACAGUCUUGAUUCUGAUGCACCGUGACCGCCUCAUUGUUUCUGACUAUAUCGAGGCCAUGCAGUUUCUCAUGCAUCUGCCGACUCCUUCGUCAGCAUCAGACCUUGUUCGUGAAGCCGAGCUUUUGCACAAGACCCCCACUUCCGAAAUGGGCAUUAUCAUUCUUCGCGCACAUGCGCAGCAACCUCCUUCUUUGGAUACCCCCAUGCUAGAAUCGGCAAGAGCGCGUCUGAUGGAGCUUUCCAGUGCGCACGCUCCACGAGUAAUCCAGAACCUUUUGAAUCCCGCUGAGCAGCAAGGCACACCGAACUGGAGCCCUUUAUCUCAGGCACGGCUUCACUCCGAGUCAACAGACACUUUUACACAGCGAAGACGUGCCAUGCUUUCACUGGAUGAUGUACAUAAUAGAGAUCUGUAA
Molecule: messenger RNA, 516 nt
Organism: Malassezia sympodialis ATCC 42132
Lineage: Eukaryota; Fungi; Basidiomycota; Malasseziomycetes; Malasseziales; Malasseziaceae
Exons: 2
Coding region: 1-516 (171 amino acids)
Biological process (GO): activation of GTPase activity
Molecular function (GO): GTPase activator activity
Source: RefSeq, a predicted model, not a curated record